This is a messenger RNA of Adineta ricciae, 3459 nucleotides long. The record is from the annotation of a GenBank genome assembly. Lineage: Eukaryota; Metazoa; Rotifera; Eurotatoria; Adinetida; Adinetidae.
AUGAGCAAUGGUGAUGCUCAAGGUGAAAUCGGUAAAUUACAACAACAUUUAGUUCUUCUUCGCGAAGAAUAUGUUAAACUUCAACAACGGUAUAAAACAUUGGAGAAGAAUUAUAAUAUUCUCAAUGUCACAUCCAAACUUGAUCAAGAUUCAUUUAUCUGCCGGUUAUUGAAGACGGUUGCUGAGCUAUUCAAUCGCGAAUUGUAUAGUGAUAUUUCAAUCAAACUCGAUGGUGAAACUCUAUACGGACAUCGAUUUAUUCUAGCUGCACGAAGUCGAAAGUGGGAUUCGCAACAAUUAGAUGACGCAGCUGAACUUGAUCUAUCAGACAUUCCGUAUGAUGUGGGAUUCCAAUUGAUCAAAUGGGUUUAUACGGAUGAGAUCGUCGAAAAACAAAACGAAGAUUUUCUUUUGACAUUAAUGAAAAUUGCCAAACGAUUCGAAUUGAAUGAGUUAAUUGAACAAUGCGAACUGGCGUUGAUAUCAGCCAUUACUGUUCGUAAUUGUUUAAAAUUCUAUAAGAUAGCCGAAGAAAUCAAUGCCACUGUGCUUCUCACACAUUGCACUCAACUGAUCAGUACACAUUGGAGUGAUUUCACUAGUGAAGAUUUCCAAUAUCUAUCAGCAUCGAUGACAUACAAGCUGUUCAAACAGCAAACUAAAUAUUCACUCCAUCAAGCUGUACGAAUGAAACGCGAAGAUGUUCUCUUCCUCUAUUUGAUCGAUAAUGACGCCGAUUUAAGUGAACGUGUUAAUGAAAUCGAUGAUCACAAUGAACUAGCAUUUGAAUUAGCACUGAAAACUAAACAGGAUAGUAUGGCAGAAAAUCUUGUCCGCCACAAAGCCGAUAUCAAUCACAUUGAUAAGGAUAAUCAAACAUUACUUCAUCUAGCCAUCAAACGAGGUGACGAACAUUCGGCAACGUUCCUAAUCAAACAUUCCUGUUUGCUCAAUCAUCAAACGAGUAUGAAACGUGAAACUCCAUUGCAUUUGUUGAGUAGUUUGAAUCCUAAUGAGCUUUCAACGGACAUUAUGAAUGGUAUGUGCCGUGUUGCACAAUUGAUGCUUGAAUAUGGAGCAGAUGCCAAUGAAAAAGACGUACAAGGCAACACAUGUCUACACCGGGCGAUUUUAGCAGAAAAUAUGAGUGUUUUUCAUGAAUUAUUGAAGGUGAAAAAUCUGUCAUUGAAUGAAAGAAAUAUCGAUGAUCAUGUUCCACUUUGGCUCGCUCUUCAACAAGCAGAACGUAAACAGCUAGAUUUAAAUACUGAAACGUUCGCUAGUCUACUUGUUGCUCGUGGUGCAAGUAUCGAUGCUGUUGAUCCACUGACGAAUGAUUCACUUCUUCAUAAAUGUGCUCGCCAUCAGUAUCAAUCUGCUGGCCUCUAUCUCAUCAACAAUCAUGCUUCGAUUAACCAUACGAAUAAACAAGGCGAGACGGCCCUGCAUUUAACAUCACAGUAUGGAUUAGAGAAACUGACGAAUGCAUUGUUAGAACAUGGUGCUGAUCCGAAUAUUCAAACUCUUAUGACUUCAUCAGUAGCCGAUGAAGUUAAUGAAAAUGUCGGUCUGCAAACGCCGAUCCAUCGUGCUGUUUAUGCCGCACAAGAAAGUAUACUUCAUAUCUAUAUAAACAUUCUUGAGAAGAGCACCAACGAUGAACACGAGAGUAAUCUCAGACCGAAUUUCAAUUUACAAGAUGAACAUGGUCAAAGUGUGUUCUCUCUCACACUUUGGAUGAAUAUGUUACCAAUUGCCAAACAACUCUUACAAAUUGGCCAUGCACAAAUCAAUAUAACCGACUCAGAACAAAUCCCAUUGUUAGCGCAAGCAAUCAUCAAACAAAAUGUUCAAGCCGCUCUGUUUUUACUUGAACAAAAUGUGGAUGUUAAUCACAAAGCGCAUGGUUUAUGUCCGAUACAACUAGCGGUGAAAUACCACUUACCCUCUGUUGUCGAAGCUCUUUGUCGCAACAGUGCUCAGAUGAAUAUCAUCGAUGAAAAUGGAAAUAGUGUUAUAUGGAAUGCCCUGGAUUCCGGACAAGAAGACAUUGCAACGAUAUUGGUUAAAUUUGGUUGUGAUAGUACACAAUGGUCUAGUGGACCAGAAAAUUGUCGACAAACACUAUUACAUCGAGCGAUUGAUGAAAAUAAUGAGAGUGUCGCUUGUUUUCUUAUUCGAAGUGGUUGUGAUAUCAAUUCACCGCGUCAGGUUGGUUCGAAUGGUGAAGCUCCUGAUAUAUGUAAAACUCUUGAAAGUCCACUACAUCUCGCUUGUCAAUGGGGUCUCGAACGUGUUGUCUCGACACUAAUCGAAUAUCAUGCAGACAUUAACAAAAAAGACGCCGAAGGAAAUACUCCUAUUCAUGUUGCCAUUAUCAACCAACAUCUGAAUAUUAUAAAUCUCUUGAUUCGUGCACACAAUCUUGAUCUGUCGAUUCGUAAUAAACAAAAUCAAACAGCAUUCGCUUGUUCAAUCGUCUCAAAGAACAAUGAAGCAGCAAAUCUUAUCCUCAAACGCGAACCAAAAGCAGCGGAACAGAUUGAUAACAGAGGACGCAAUUUUCUUCACAUAGCUGUGCAAAAUGGUGAUAUCGAAAGUGUUCUAUUCCUCCUAACCGUCCACGUCAAUGUAAAUAAUCGAGUACAAGAUGCCAGUCAAUUAACACCAUUACAUUUAUGCGUUCAAACAGGGAAUGAAAUUAUUCUCAGAAAUUUAUUACUAGCCGGAGCAAACAUCAAUGAUGUUACGGCCAACCGUCGAUCUGCAUUGCAUAUUGCAUCGGAAAACAAUCGUGGCUUUAUUUGUAGUAUUCUCAUCGAAAAUCAUAUUCAAACAAACUUAUCCGACGCGAAUCAAAACACUGCACUUCAUUUGGCUGUUCAACAUGGCCAUUUGGAUGUCGUACGUCGAUUGCUAUCCGAAUCAGAUAUUGAUGUUUUCGCGCUGAAUAAUAAGGGAAUGAAUUGUCUUCACGUGUUGGCAUAUUACAGUAUGGAAAAUGCGCAUUCGAUAUUUGCAACAUUGUUACAAUUUUAUCCAAACUUUCCUCUUAACAUUCAAGAUACGCAAGGCAAUUCAGCUCUUCUCUCAGCAUAUAAAAAUGGUCACGGACAACUAUGUCGUGCACUCGUCAUUGCGGGUGCUAAUCUAAGUAUUUGCAACCAUGAAUCUCUUUCUAUAUUUACCAUGCCAGCCGCAAGUAAAGCUUUGCUCGUCAAUAUUCUUGAUGUUAUUCCUCGUGAACCACCAUGGGGUGAAAGUGAAACUUGUUUGGAAUGUGGAGUGAAGUUUACAAUCACCAAUCGCAGACAUCACUGUCGACAUUGUGGACGGGUUCUCUGCAAACGUUGUUCAAUGAAUGAGUUACCCAUAAUGAAAUUCAAUUUACAGAGACCUGUACGAGUAUGUCAACUAUGCAAUGAUGUUCUCACUCUUGGUGUGAUGGCUGCUCGUUGA